CAACCGUGUAUUCCCUCUCACUCAUGAUCAUUAAAAUAUAGCAGCUGCUGUAUGCAUACCCCACCAAUUUCGGAUGCCGUUGUUUGAGCCUUAAGCGUUCACCCAGCCAUUUGGUUAUUGGUUUCCAGUCAUUCCUUGCUAAAUCUUGCCGGUAUUCUCACACAACUGUUUCUUCUGCUCAGCAUCUUUGUUUUUUCUGUUCUGGCUUGUGUUCCGUUCCAAGUCGACUAUAAUUCAACGUUCAACAGUUGUGUAACGUAGUGCUGCGACGGAUACUUGGAAUCGACACCGUCGGUUCCCACAUCCAUUUUUCAACUAGUCGACAGCAACGAUGGCUUCCAGUUCCAAUGCUCAAAUCAAUAGAAUUUUCAUCAGCCCGCUCAGAAUGUGCCGCGUUUGCCUAAGCGAAAGACGCCAAGUGUUUAUUGAUGUGUUUGGGCCCAACGAACCUUUUCUUGCUCAGUUCGUCAGAGAAUAUUAUAAAGUGGAGGUUAAACGUGAUGAUAUACACAGAGGCAAAUCUACUAAGUUAUGUCAACGUUGCAUGGAAAAUAUUGAUGUAUGGCGAGGACACGUCGAUCAAGCUAACGCAUGUCAAACGGUAGUGAAUUAUUUAGCUGAAAAAAAAUACGAGUAUAUGUCAUCUGUUUCUUCUUCCCAAGUUGUAAAUAAAAAACGAUGCCUAAUUAUUUCAAAAAAGAAGCAAAAAGCAUCAAAAUCCAAGAAAAGAAAAAGGUCAAUGCAUGUGCGCGAAAUUCAAUCCACAUCUACAUCCAAUGAUAUGAUUCAAUCUAUUGAUGAAUCUAAUCAACAAUCUACAUCAGCAUCCAUUAUACAAAUUCCAUCAAGAGGUAUAGAAUCUGUUCAAUAUCCAUCAGAUUUUCCAUCCACAUCAAAUUCAACAGAAAUUAUUCCAUUUGUACCAAGUUCAAACAAAAUUAUUCCCUUCACAUCAACAUCAACAGAAAUGAUUCCCUUCACAUCAACAUCAACAGAAAUGAUUCCCUUCACAUCAACAGAAAUUAUUCCCUUCACAUCAACAUUAACAGAAAUUAUUCCCUUUACAUCAACAUCGACAGAAAUUAUUCCCUUUACAUCAACAUCAACAGAAAUUAUUCCCUUUACAUCAACAUCCACAGAAAUUAUUCAACCAACACCUUCAUCAACGGGAAUUGAACCAAUAUGGUACACAAAGGUAAAUGCAAUUACAAGUAAUUCGUUUCCUCCAGAAAGAUUUGUCAGAACUGCAUCUUUUAAAGUAGAAUGUGUUUGUAUAUUUUGCACUUACGAGUAUACUGAUGUAUCAAGAAAUAUAUAUUCAAAUAUAAUGUUUUGUAAUAAACAUUCCAAACCCUUUGCCUGUUUAAUUGAUGAUUGCAACACUGUGUUUCCCAAUAAAGAGGUUUUUAUUGCACAUUACCGUACUCAUUUCAAUCUCAACAGUACAUCUUAUUUUUGUCGUAAAUGCAUGGCUGUCUUAAAUGGUCCGAGAAGAUCAAUUAUAAAAAACCAUGUUCACCAAAAUUUAUCAGAUUUAUUAAAGUGCUGUUCGCUUAACUUUGCAACAAUGAAUAAAUUUGUUCUUCAUAAACUUAUAAAUCAUAAUAUAAUUUUGGUCACAAGCAAAGAUCAAUCACAUAUCUUAAAAAAAUCAGAUUCGUUUGUUAUGCUUCCAAAUAAAUGCAAAAUUGAACCGAUUGACGUAAAAGAUGAUGUUAUUUUAACUAGCAAAGUAGCAAAAACUGAGGUAAAUGAAGAAGAUGCAGGAAGUUAUAAGUGUACACAUUAUAAUUGUUCCCAAUAUUUUAGUACGGCGAAAGAAUAUGUUGAACAUAGUAGGAAAAAACAUAACAAUAUAAUUACAUUAAAAGAUUCAGGAAUAAAAUUAUGCCCUCUGUGUAAUAACAACUAUUUAUUCAAUAAAUUUGUCGAGCAUAUUGAAAAUUGCACAAAUACUAUGAAAAUUGGUGAUAAGAAAUUAAAUUAUUUUGGAUGUGCUUAUUGCAAAUGUAUUUUUACAAAGUUGUCUGCAAGUAACUUCCGCAAUCAUUUUAUGUUCUGCAAAUCAUUUAAUGUGAUUACUAUUGAUGACAAAGCUUAUAAGAAAUGUAUUAAUUGUACUUAUCAAACAUGUGAUGAUAAUUUAGCUGUAAUACAUGCAACCUCUAAUUGUAUAUACUUUCAAUUAAAAAUGAGAUAUGCAAUGGGACCUGACGAAAAAAUUAAAGUUUUACAACGAAUGGAAUUUGAUGAAGAAAGUUCAAAAGAACAGGUGAUUAAAAAUUGUACAGACAAUGAAGCACUUCCCGGUACUUCAAAAAUAAUGUGUAAUACAAGUAGACAAUGCAUGCUCAAAACUUAUAACUUUCUUUGUAACAAUUGCCAUAACUUUUUCUAUGAUAAAUAUACUUUUUUACAUCAUAUGACUUUGCUAGGUUUUACUUGCCGAUCUGAUUCAUUAAUCUACUGUCCAAGAUGUCUAACUGACUUUAAAAGUGAAAUAGAGUAUACUGAACAUUUACCUAAAAUGCCUAAAGCAUCACCUUUGUUUACAGUAAAACCAGAAAUCAUUGAUUCGAAUUAUAAUUCUGAAAAUAUUAUUAUAGAAAAUGUUGUAGAAGAACAUACUAAUCAAAAUGAUAACUAUGAAGAAUCAUCAUCGUCAUCAGAGAUGAUGAUGAUGAUAAUGAUGUCAAAGUGUUUGAAAUGAAUCAAUAGAUAUUUUCAAGCACCAGGAGUUUUAGGUGUUGAUACAAGAAGUAGUGCGCAAUGUCCAGAACAAGAAGUUUCUAACUAUGAUUAUUCUGAACAAGAAAUAGAGUAUACCAACGACGAUUACAUGCAAUGUGUAGUUGAAGAAAAACCAGAUUUGAAUCAAAUGAUGAUAGAUAAUAAUAUACAAUAAAAUGUGAAUAUCACAUAAAUUCAAUAAUGUUAUAACUAAAAAUAUAGUUGUACAUCAAAUUUUACUUUAAUAUUAUAUUAGAUUCCAAUAUUGUUAUUUAUAUUAAUUAUUUAAUAUCUGUAGUUCUAUUAAACAAGUAAUCCUAAUAGCUAUUAACCUAAAAAUUACCUAUUCCAUAUUAUUUUUUUCUAUAAAGAAGUAAGGAUUAUAUUUGUAGACUUGUAAUUAUGAC
This is a messenger RNA of Rhopalosiphum maidis (corn leaf aphid), 3137 nucleotides long. RefSeq lists its product as uncharacterized. The record is from RefSeq and is a predicted model, not a curated record. Lineage: Eukaryota; Metazoa; Arthropoda; Insecta; Hemiptera; Aphididae.